Molecule: messenger RNA, 2221 nt
Organism: Ctenocephalides felis (cat flea)
Lineage: Eukaryota; Metazoa; Arthropoda; Insecta; Siphonaptera; Pulicidae
Exons: 1
Coding region: 50-2200 (716 amino acids)
Source: RefSeq, a predicted model, not a curated record
AGGUAACAUCGACAAGUGUUCAGUGAAUAUAUAUUAAAAAAGUGACGUAAUGGAAUCCGGACAAUACGGACAAGAAGGCGGACGGCCGCCCGAUUGUUCAACAAAGUGUUCGGUAAUCGGUGAAACAAUUGCAACGGCAAUGAAUACGAUAAAUGAUAGUUUUGAUAAUGAAAUGUUAAUGAGUGAAAUUAGUGAAGAAGAAUUAGAAGUACAUUAUAAUUCAAACAAAAAUCCUAGUAGCAUCAUGAGUGAGGUAGAUGUAAUUAAGAACAGAUUAUUACAUAAGUAUAAAAAACAUACCAGAAUUUCUGCAAUAUCAGAUAGUAAAGAUAAAAAGAACAGUAACAAAAAUAAAACAAUUAAGGAAGAUAAUAAAUUAAAAAUUAUGAAUAAAGUAAUUGGCAAAAGUGCAACCAAACUUAGAAGAACCGAAAAUAUUAUACAUACUGUUGGAAAUAAUAACAAUGACACGGCGUCUAAGAUAACAAAUAAUAGUGAUAUUUCAAAUUAUAAUAAUAGUAAUGGAACAAGUAAUGAAAGAAAUACUAUGGUAUCGAAUAUUGUAAAUAUCAAUCAGAAUACUGAAGCAAAUCGGAACAGUCAAGAAUUAAGUAGCGUUAUGCAAUUUGAUGAGUGCGAUAAGGAUUUAAGUGAAACAACAACUUAUGCAAACAACGAAGAAAUGACCAAUGAAAAUAUUAGUGCGGGGUCGAGUAAUACCGAAAUAAAUGAUCAGAAUGAUAAAAUGUUGCAUGACUUUCAUGAGUUAGAUAACGUAAUGCAAUUUGAUAAUUGUGGUGAGGACUCGAGUAAAAUAACAAAACAUAAUGACAAAGAAAACGAAAUGAUGCCCGACAAUUACGAACAGGAUAAAGUACGAUAUGACAGUUACGAUAAAGGACCAUAUAUAAUAUACGUAGAAUCUUAUAAUAAAAACAUAGGACGCCUGCAUCCUAUGGCACUUGGAAAAAAAAUUCAUGAUGCAUGGCCAAAUAUGAAAACAAAUUUGGAAGAAAUUGGAGUAAUUGGUAAAAACAAAGUAAAAUUGAUUUUAAGUAAUGGUGUGACAGCUAAUAGACUAUUAGAUGGUGAUUUUUUCAAAUCGAAUAAUCUAAGAGCGUAUAUCCCCAAAUAUUUAACGGUGCGGACCGGAAUCAUUUUUGACGUAGAUAGCGAAUUAUCUGAGGAAGAAAUUGUGGAUGUCAUCGAAUCCGAGUAUCCGAUAGUGGGAGUUAAAUGUAUAAGAUCGAAAAAAGAAAAUCAUAAGACAUACAAAUCACAGUGUGUUAAACUCACUUUUAAAGGGACAAAAUUACCAGAAAAAGUAGCGAUCCACUCUGUUAAAUGCCCAGUAACACCAUUCGUGAAAAAAGUAAUACAAUGCCACAAAUGUUGGAGAUUCGGCCACGUUCGUGAUCAGUGUCGAGGAGAGGUAAGAUGUCCAAAAUGCGCAGAAAAUCACGCCUUACAAGAUUGCAUAAAUACGGACGAUUUAAGAUGCUGCUUGUGUUUUGGUAAACAUGCAGCAUAUAAUAGGGAAUGCCCAAUAUUUAUGAAAUAUAAGAAAAUAUAUGAAAUAAUGGCAACACAAAACUUAGCUUUUCACGAAGCAAGGUCAGUUGUAGAAAACAACAAGUAUGCCAGAAUAACCAGAGGUAGUCUAACCAAUUUAGACAAAGAAAAGAAUUUCCCAGUGAUAAGCACAGAAAGCAGGAAAAGUUUACAAAUUAACAACAACAUUCUUAGAAAUAAAUUUGAAAUUUUAUCUGACCUGGAAGAUAACAAUGAUGAACCGGUAUCGGCCAGCACAUCAAUAUUGUACAGUACAUCUACAAGACCCUUCAAGAGAAACAUUGCCAAAAAACAAGAAAGAACCAAAUAUAAUAAUAUAAUUAAUAGAAAAGAAGAUAAAUCAAAAGGGGAAUCAAGUGAAAGGAACAGGGUGCAUACAGAUAGGGAAGGUUUUAGAGAAAAAUAUCGAGUAUCCACUAGGAAUGAAGUUGAUAACAAAGACAAAGAGAAAGAAGUAGAUACCAUAAAGAACGUCAAUGAAGAACAUACCGAUGAAUUUUUGAAUUUAUUUAUCAAACUAGUUAAAAAACACUACAAACCUAAUAAUAAAGACAUCAACAAAAUGUUAAGAGAGGUAAUGAAUAGAAUAGGUAGUGAAGGAGAUGUGGACAACAAUAAGAGAAAUUAAGGUUAAUGAGCGCAUGGAAAA